GUGCGCUUGACUCAAAGUUCAGCCUCAUUCCCAAGGGCAUGCACCUCUGCCCACGCUGCGUCAGCUACGAAAUUCCACGCAUCUGUGGUUUGCAAGAAUGCGACUGGUUCCACGGCUGUCUCUCAUCAGAGGAGGCUGAACGUCGCCUGAAACGUGACGACUCGGCCCUCGGUGAUUUUUUGAUUCGCCUGUCACACAACGAGGAGCAUGGUGGCAACCACUUUGUCCUCUCCUGCCGGUCGAGUCCCUCCAAGGUGACUCACGUGGUGCUCAUUGGCGAGGCGGGCUCCUGGGGCCUCAGUUUCGCCAAAACUUUCCAGACCAUCCAGGAGCUCAUCACAGAGACUAUGAAGGGCGAUGCCAUUGACCGUGCGGCCAUCGCCGACCGUGAAACCGUUCAUGGCAGUUGCCCCAGCUGCACCAUGGCCAUGGCCAACAAUGCAGACCUUUUCUGCUGCAACUGCGGCGCCCGUGUCCGCUCGACCGAGGCUGCGAUUGAUCAUUACGAUCGCGCCAAGGGCCAUGAGCUUGGCCUCGGCUCCUGUGAGCCAUCCAUGAGCCGCCCAUGUAGCAAGCGCAUUGAGUGGCUUCUUGCCAUGACGAAGGAGAAGAAGCAGAGGAGGAAGGAGAAGGAGAAGAAGAAGAAGAAGAAGAAGAGGAAGAAGCAACGUACCUGCAGCGGCAGUCAUGGUGGCGGGAAGGCGGUCCUGGUCGAGCUCACAACACUCGAGAAACGAGCAAGUAUCGGGAACCAAACGCCGUGGUCCACAAGAAACUGCGCACCCGAUGCAUGA
Molecule: messenger RNA, 794 nt
Organism: Monosiga brevicollis MX1
Lineage: Eukaryota; Choanoflagellata; Craspedida; Salpingoecidae
Exons: 3
Coding region: 39-794 (251 amino acids)
Source: RefSeq, a predicted model, not a curated record